Messenger RNA from Penicillium arizonense, 165 nucleotides. RefSeq lists its product as uncharacterized. The transcript is spliced from 2 exons. Bases 1 to 165 code for a protein of 54 amino acids. The record is from RefSeq and is a predicted model, not a curated record. Lineage: Eukaryota; Fungi; Ascomycota; Eurotiomycetes; Eurotiales; Aspergillaceae.
AUGUCAUUGGGAGCUUUCGCUCGGGAAUAUAUGAUCCGCUCCUUCUACAUUCCAACCAAUCUCUCGAAGAAGUCCAGUCCGGCGAUUAAAGCGACGGGCAUUACUAUUUGUGGACGUAUUCCUGAGUCAUGCGACACAGCAUGCUCUGCUGCUGAUAUAGUUUAA